Molecule: messenger RNA, 1764 nt
Organism: Lagopus muta (rock ptarmigan)
Lineage: Eukaryota; Metazoa; Chordata; Aves; Galliformes; Phasianidae
Product: peroxisome proliferator-activated receptor gamma coactivator 1-beta-like
Exons: 6
Coding region: 681-1730 (349 amino acids)
Source: RefSeq, a predicted model, not a curated record
CUGGGGGGCCCCCCCGGAAAGGAGCGGGUUUUCGAGGUUCUUGGAUGAGCUGACGGUGAGGCUGCUGAGCCCCGCAAAGCUGCAGGAAUUCGGCUGGAAUCCCCCCCCCCCCCCCCCCGAUGUGGGGCAGGAGAAACCGAGCGAGGGGGGGGAGCCCCCAAAAUCGAGGGGGUGAAAACAGGGAGCUGCGGGAGGAGGAGGAGGAGGAGGAAGAGGAAGAGGAUCCAGGAGGGGCUGCAGCCGUGUGGGGCGCCCCCACGGCACAACGGCAGCUGCGGGAACUGCAGGAGCGCAUGGAGAGUGCCCCCAUUGUCCCCAAUGUCCCCAUCGAUGUCCCCAAUGACGUCCCCCAGGCUCCAGGAGGAUUUUGCCGCCUCGCAGCGCCUGAACCGGGUCCUGGAGGAGCGCCUGCAGGGCCUGGCGCAGACGGUGGCCCUGCAGAGGGUGGCGCUGUCCCAAAGGCUGGCUGAGGCCCUACAGCAGCUCGUGGGGCAGGAGGCGGCCAUGGGGGUACAGAUCUCCCCAUGGCGUCCGACCCCCCGUGACGGCGAUGGGGACAACGAUGAGGGGCCGCUGCCGCCCCCCCCGGCCUUCCGGGACCCCCCAGCCCCACAAUAAAGUUCUGCCAGCCCCACACCGCCCUGCGCCUUUGGGGGCCGGGGAGCCACCCUGGGGUCCCCAUGUCCCACUUUGGGGUCCCCAUGUCCACUUUGGGGUCUCCAUGUCCACUUUGGGGUCACUGUGACCCACUGCAGGGUCCCUUUGUCCCCUUUUGGGGUCCCCAGGUUCAUUUUAGGGUCCCCAUGUCCCACUUUGGGGUCCCCAUGUCCAUUUUGGGGUCCCCAUGUCCCACUUUGGGGUCUCUGUUCACUUUGGGGUCCCCAUGUCCACUUUGGGGUCUCCAUGUCCACUUCGGGGUCUCUGUGACCCACUUUGGGGUCCCCGUGUCCCAUUUUGGGGUCUCUGUUCACUUUGGGGUCUCUGUUCACUUUGGGGUCCCCAUAUCCCACUUUGGGGUCCCCAUGUCCCACUUUGGGGUCCCUGUGUCCCCAUGUUCACUUUGGGGGUCUUCAUGUCCCGUUGUUGUGUCCCCAUAUCCCACUUUGGGGUCCCCAGUACAACUUUGGGGUCCCCAUGUCCACUUUGGGGUCCCUUUGUCCCCUUUUGGGGUCCCCAGGUUCAUUUUAGGGUCCCCAUGUCCACUUUGGGGUCUCUGUGACCCACUUUGGGGUCCCCAUGUCCCAUUUUGGGGUCUCUGUUCACUUUGGGGUCUCUGUUCACUUUGGGGUCCCCAUGUCCCACUUUGGGGUCUCUGUGAACCACUGCAGGGUCCCUGUGUCCCCCUUUGGGGUCCCCAUGUCCACUUCGGGGUCCCCAUGUCCCCUUUUGGGUCCCCAUGUCCCACUUUGGGGUCCCCAUGUCCCCCUUUAGGGUCCCCAUGUCCACUUUGGGGUCCCCAUGUCCCACUUUGGGGUCCGCAUGUCCACUUUGGGGUCUCUGUGACCCACUGUGGGGUCCCCAGGGUCAUUUUAGGGUCCCCAUGUCCCUCUUGGGGUCCCCAUAUCCCACUUUGGGGUCUCUGUGACCCACUUUGGGGUCCCCAUGUCCCACUUUGGGGUCUUCAUGUCCCAUUUCGGUGUCCCCAUGUCCUACCUUGGGGUCCACAGUACAACUUUGGGUCCCCAUGUCCCCCUUUAGGGUCCCCAUAUUCCCAUUUUGGGGUCUCCUGACCCCACUGUUCGCCCCCCACCCCCUUUAUUUCCA